This is a messenger RNA of Solanum lycopersicum (tomato), 2701 nucleotides long. The record is from RefSeq and is a predicted model, not a curated record. Lineage: Eukaryota; Viridiplantae; Streptophyta; Magnoliopsida; Solanales; Solanaceae.
CAUGAAUUUUGCAGGCUUAUCUUCUUGAUUCCAAAACUUCCUUGCUUCUUAUUAACAGUAACAACAUCCCAUUUCACUAGAUUAUUGCCUUUGUUUUCCUUUUUGCCAUUCCAUAGAAAGUUCUUCUAAGUUGAUUGAUUUUCUUCACAACACUUUUAGGGAUGGCAAAAUAAACUCAUCAUGUAGGAGUGAAAGGAAUCCAGCACUGACUUACAAGUGUUAGUCUUCCUCCUAAAGACAAAUAUUGGCUUUUCCAUCAUGCCAAUCUUUUGUCACACCUCUCCAGAACUUCACUCCAGAUCUCAUGUUUUUUAUCUUAGCACCCUAAGGAAGACCAAGCUCUUUUGCCAAUUAACAUGUAGACCAGAUAUGCCUUCAAAAUGGUAAGAAUGGCCCUGAUCUGUCGUAUUUAAGAAAUGUCAGCUUCACAAAAGAUGAGGCAGUCAUAUACAUAUAUAGCAAGUGGAUAGUCCCAUUACAUUAUCUCUAAUGCCUUGAGUUUGAGCCUGGAAAUCCCUCAACCAACCAUUUGUGUUUGACCUCCUGGCAUGUGGUUCAGUCCCUCAAAGGUUAAGAUAAGCAAAAAGGAAGAUAAGGGGUCCCUUUGCCUCAAUCCUCUUUGGCACUGUAAAAAUCCUUCAUUGUUGCCAUUAAUGAUUAGAGAAAACUCCACACUAGGUAUACAAAACCUUAGCCAGGUGAUCAAUUUCCUCCCAAAUCUCAUAUCUUGCAGUACUUUAAAUAAAUUUCCAAUUGCCAUGAUAAGAGGUUUUAUCACUGUCAUGUUUGCAAAGAAUCCUUGGAACCUUUUGCUUCACCCAAGAUCCACCAAUUCAUUUGCUAAGAGUGAGGCAUCUGUAAUUUGUCUACCCUUCAAGAAUGCCAUCUGAUGUGCAUGUACCAGCUUCCCCACAACAGACUUUAACUUUUUUGUGAUGAAUUUGGAGAUUAUCUUGUAGACACCUCCAAUCAAAUAUAUCGGUCUAAAAUAUUUUAGCUCUUCUGCACCCGCCUUCUUUGGUAUUAAUACUAUGAAUGUAGAAUUAAAGGAUUUUUUCAAACAUCUACUUCUGAUGGAAAUUUUGAAUAGUCCCCAUCAGGUCAUCCUUUAAAAUUUCCCAACAGACUUUAAUGAAACUCAUUCUGAAACCAUUAGGCCCAGGAGCUUUGUGUGUAUCUGUUUAUAAUACGUGUGAUGGCAGUUCUUCCUUGGAAUAUGUGUCUAUUUGUUUUGUGUUCUUUUGCAAAUUUAAUGUGAGUAUUUGUUCUUUUUUAAUACAUUCUUUAAUCCUCUGUUGGUGAUAAACACACAUGUUCCUCACCUUCUGUUCCCUUCCUCCCCCCCUCCCCAAACCAAAUCAUUCUUAGUAUCUUUAAAUAAAGUGUCCAUGAGUUUUUUUUCCAUAUCCUAUUUAAUUAGUUGAUGCAGAAGCACACACGUUUUUCCUAAUACUGUAUAACUUUUAUUCCAUGAUUGAGGUGUGCUAUUUUCAGUUAGUGACAUGAAGGUGCAGUAUUAAUUAGCAAUGGGCCUUAUCCAUUUGGUAUUAGGUUGGGAAACUAGCUUCUGUUGAUUGGUUUAUAGCAUACAACUUUUCAUAUAUCUGGUUAAACUUUGCCUCGUGAUAUAAUGGGAUUUGUUUCCAGUUAGAUUUACUAUUGUAACGUUAGCUUAUUUUUCCAUCUGACAGAUUAUAUGUUUACCUUUCUUUUUUUCUGGUGGGUUAGAAUAGAUUGCUUGUAAAUAAUUUGCAUUGAUUUACAUUGGUAAUUUUGCGUUCUUAUGUAUGACACCAAGUGUUUCCUUUCUUUCUUUAUUCGUUAGAAGGGAUCUAUUGUUCUUUGCUAUGUCAAAUUCAAAAGGACCGUCUAGCAUGAGAAAUAUGAUGUACAAUGGAAAGAGCUCUUUACUGCCUCCUAAAAGUCCAUUUCCUAGCAUAUCUCCUUCAUAUGUAGAUUUUUUCCCUAGUUCUGCUUUCAACCAAAAGGACAAUUCAAAAUCCAGAGAUGGUUUCACCCCAUCAGCGUACGUCUUCUGAAAGUUGUCUUAUAGAGGAGGAACCAUCUUGGUUAGAUGAUCUUCUUAACGAUCCGGAAACUCCUGUACGCAGAGGUGGCCAUCGACGUUCAUCUAGUGACUCCUUUACAUGUUUUGAUGCUUCUAACAUUGCAAACUUAGAUUACAUAGCUCAAGAUGAUAACAAAUUCAGAAAUUUAACUCAUGCCCCUUCCUGGGGAUCCCAAGACUUUGAUUAUUACCAAAAUGCUCGGCAUGCAACAUUUCAUGUUGAUCAAAAUUCCUCAAACCGAUCGAAAAGUAAGGCAAGGGAUGUAUCUCCAAAUGCAAUACCACAUCCCCGUGGCCUUUCCCCUUUUAGAGAAAAUGUGAAGACUCACAGCUUGGGACCAUCAUGUCCUCCACAAGAAGGAGAGAGGCCGAAAUAUGCAGGAAGUGAUCAGCAAGAUUUAGUUGAAUCUAUCCCUCCUGAUCCAAAGGGAUCUGGUGAAAGAAAUCUGCACCUGAAACUGACACGAAACGUGCAAAGUAGCAAGUGUAACUAGCUCAGAUGCCCUAAAGGAAAUAGUUGUAAAGUACUUUGUAUAGUUUUUGUAUAUUGAAAUUUGCAAGAAAUCAUAGUUCCUGUAGCAGCAGUAAUUCAUAGAAUUCUUAGUUUCUGUUUAUGGUAUGUUUCUUUGUUUA